AAUGGCAUUUAGCCUGAAGCCAACAGCUACAGCACACACUGGGCUGCCAUCAGCACAGCGGGCAGAAGACGGAGCCGUCCUAAAAGAAACUUAAAUUUCGUUUUUUUGCCAAUACAAGGUCUGAGGGAGGAUAACUUACACUUAAACAUUUCCUUCUCUUUUCCCCACGGCGGUAUUGGCACAAAAAGCCCUUGGAAAAGGACAGGACUACAAAAGAACAAGUGACGUCGUAAUAAAAGGAGACUUGGCUGAAAUCCUUUAGACAACAAAGAAACGGCUUCUCGGAAAUAAAGGAGUAAUCCUCACUUAUUCUCUUUAGUUAUGAGUCAUGUGGUCGUCGACGGUUCACACGGUCUAGAGCAGCAGCUUGCUGUCUUAGACUUGAACUCAGCUGAUGGACAGGGUGUUGGCACUGGUCGGCGUUACAUUCCUCCUCAUUUGAGAAACAAAGACGUAUCACAAAAUGCAGGAAAUGCUUAUUCCUCUGGUAGACAGAGCGGUUAUUCAGUGGCACCAGUACAGAGCUUUUCUCCCAAACAGUAUCCUCAGAGUUGGCACCCUGAGGGAAACCAAAGAUACAGGCAUAACUGUCCAACUGGAUGGAAUGACUUUAGGACCGGUUCCCAGAGAUAUCCGUCCCAGGAGCUCUCAUUUUAUCACAACUACACUAGUGGCUGGCCGGACAGAUGUGCCUCUCCUGCGCGUACCGAGAGCAGUGUAGCCACCGACGGAAAUGAGGACGCAACCAGUGUUAUCAGCUGGGCUGAUCGCUGUGAUUCUCCAGGAUGGGACGUCGGUCGUAGCAAUGGUUUCGUCAAUGGGUAUCAUGAUGGUCGUAUGAAUGGGACUGCAAACUUUGGCCGUGGACCUCCUCGCAAUGACAGAGGAGGACGUGGUAGCUUUCGUGGAAGCAGGAACGGAGGUUCCUUCAACCAGCCAAUGCAUAAUGCAGGUUAUGGCACUUAUGAGAACAAAGAUGGAGGCUGGAACUCAGUGGUGAACAGAGAUGCCUACACUAGCUUUGGUGGGCGUUCUGACAGAGGGAAGUCUGCGUUCUUCAAUGACAGGGGAGCUGGCUCAAGAGGAAGAUAUGAGCGUGGAGGCUUUGGAGGAGGAACGGGAGGGAACAGUCGUUGGGUUGAAGAGUCCAGAGAUGAAGAGGACUGGUCAAAGCCAAUGCCCCCUAAUGAGCGUCUAGAAAAUGAGCUGUUCUCUGGCAGCAACACGGGGAUUAACUUUGAGAAGUAUGAUGACAUUCCUGUGGAGGCCACUGGAACAAACUCUCCUGGGCAUAUUGAGAGUUUCCAUGAUGUGGACAUGGGCGAGAUCAUUAUGGGCAACAUCAACUUAAGCCGCUAUACACGCCCUACUCCUGUUCAGAAGUAUGCAAUCCCCAUCAUCAAGGCCAAGAGGGACCUGAUGGCCUGUGCACAAACAGGCUCGGGGAAGACUGCAGCCUUCUUGCUUCCUGUUCUCAGUCAGAUCUACACUGAUGGACCUGGAGAGGCACUGCAGGCCACCAAAGCCAGUGCCCAGCAGGAGAAUGGAAAGUACGUCCGUCGUAAGCAGUUUCCCAUCUCUCUAGUCCUGGCUCCAACCAGAGAACUUGCUCUUCAGAUUUAUGAUGAGGCCAGAAAGUUCGCUUAUCGCUCCAGAGUGCGCCCGUGUGUAGUAUACGGAGGCGCAGAUAUAGGCCAGCAGAUCCGUGAUUUGGAAAGAGGCUGUCACCUGCUAGUGGCCACACCUGGUCGUCUGGUAGACAUGAUGGAGCGAGGCAAGAUUGGCCUGGACUACUGCAAAUAUCUGGUGUUGGAUGAGGCAGACAGAAUGCUUGAUAUGGGUUUCGAACCCCAGAUCAGACGUAUUGUGGAGCAGGACACCAUGCCUCCAAAAGGUGCUCGUCAGACCAUGAUGUUCAGUGCCACCUUCCCGAAAGAGAUCCAGAUUCUGGCCCGUGACUUUCUGGAGGAGUACAUCUUCCUGGCUGUGGGCCGCGUGGGCUCCACUUCAGAGAACAUCACCCAGAAGGUGGUUUGGGUGGAAGAGAAUGACAAGCGCUCCUUCCUCCUUGACCUGCUCAAUGCCACAGGCAAGGAUUCUCUCACACUGGUGUUUGUGGAGACUAAGAAGGGUGCAGACGCUCUUGAAGACUUCCUCUACCGCGAGGGCUAUGCCUGCACCAGUAUCCAUGGCGACCGCUCUCAGCGUGAUCGUGAGGAAGCGCUCCAGCAGUUCCGUUCUGGACGCUGCCCUAUCAUGGUUGCCACUGCUGUGGCUGCACGUGGCUUGGACAUCUCCAAUGUGAAACACGUGAUCAAUUUUGACUUGCCCAGUGACAUUGAGGAAUAUGUCCACCGCAUUGGUCGUACAGGCCGUGUGGGAAACCUUGGGCUGGCCACAUCCUUCUACAAUGAUAAGAACAGCAACAUCACUAAAGAUCUGCUGGACAUCCUGGUGGAGGCCAAACAGGAGGUGCCCUCCUGGCUUGAGAACCUAGCCUAUGAGCACCAGCACAAGAGCACCAACCGUGGACGACCCAAAAGGUUCUCUGGUGGCUUUGGGGCCAGGGAUUACCGCCAGAUGGCUGGGGGUGGGAACACUUUUGGCAACCGUGGCGCUCGCAAUGCUGGUGGCCAUGGAGGGAACAGAGGUUUUGGAGGCAAUAAGGGUGGCUUUGGGAGUUUCGGCGGUGACAGCUACGGGGGCAACUAUGGAAACUAUGGAGGAAACUAUGCCCAGGUGGACUGGUGGGGCAACUAAAAAAAUGUUUGCCAAGCUAGAGCUGAACGGAAACCACAUGUUAUCAUAGCCAGACUCUACCCUCGUGUAGCUUUAUGAACUCGGUACAUUACACGCUGUGAUUCUCUGCCCACAUUCUAAAGGGAGCUGAUCUGUGGCAAAACCGGAGCAGAAUAUCAAGGAUGCUCACUUGUGUAUUUGAUCUAUUACAGCACCUAGGUUUUUGACUUUUUUUCUUUGUUUAAAAAAAAAAAAGAGGAUCAUUUGUAUGUGAAUGUACUGUGCCUUUUUGAAUAUAGACAGGAAUUUAGUUUUGUUCAUUUCGAGUGAACUUGGCCAAGAGCUUAAUUUGUUUAGUUUUUUUGCUGUAAAGGCGUUUGAAAGCUUGUACUUUGGCAAAUACUCAAACCUUGGCAAAUACUGGGAUAAUGUGACUCGAUGAGUUGCUGUUCCAUUUGAACUUCAAAUUAUCACCGAUAUCAUGAAGCCAACAAUACAAGCCACAAAGCAAAGCACCAUCACAGGCACUUUGCAGACGUCUGAAACGCUCUGUGAAGCAACUGUGUCACAAGGGACAAAUCGGUCUGACUUAGUUUUGUUUUGCUCACUCUAUCCUGGAGAGACACCUAUUUAGGAAUAUGGUUGUCUUAAAAAGGCCAUUCCAGUUGUGAUAUUCAUGAUGAAAUAUUGCAAACACUCAGUGUUUGAAAAUUCAAAAUGCUGGAACUUCUUAAUCCACUUGUUUUAAUUGACUUGACAGUGUUAUGGCAGCUAGUAAGAACCACAUGCUAGCCACUGUAAGUGGGCAGCAUUUUUUGUUAACUUUUUUUUUUUUUUUUUUUUUUUUUUUUUUCCUUCGACGAAACAACAUUUUAGAGAAGCAGAUGUGAUUUUAUUGAAAAACUCUAAGGUUUUUUGGUAAAAUGUUUCUUUACAAAUGUCAGCAAAACAAAAAAUGCCUGCCAUCCUGAAAGUGAAGUUCAAAUGGCUACAAAUGGACCACAGAACCAAAGCGGCCGUGCCUUUGGAACAUGACCGCUUUGGUCAUAUACGCAUGCUAGUGUUUUGUUUUUUGGUCAAGAAGAGAAGACUAAUGAAUUGUUGCAGGCUUUCUUUUAAUACAAACGUCCUCUCUUUUCAAGCUGCGCAGCAGGCAUGGCUCCCUUUUCUGUAGGUAGAGGCAGCGUGAGAGUUCAUUUUGAGGCAUUGGCGGAUCCGAACCAGGAGUUUGUUUGCGUUGGGCCUGACGCGAGUGCAGUUAGACAGGCCACCAUUUUAGCUUGUGUCUGGUCCCGCUGUUCUUUGCGGGAGCUGGACACCAGGUAUACGAAUGCUGUCAGCUCCUAAAAUUCAUCUGGUUAGAUGUGAACUAAACCACUGGCUGAGGAGCCAGUUUUCUGCUUCUUUUCUUGGAAAGGAAGGAAGCGGUCGAGCGGAGGAGAAAUAAGGCAUUUAUCGCAAGUGCAAUAGAUAUUCUUCUCAAGUGAGUUGUGCCUUGACUUAUUUUUUUAUUAUUAUUUUUUUUUUUAACUGAUGAAUUCAAGCAGAUGCACUGACAGUAUUGAGAACUUCAAGUUGAAUGGUGCUACUUUAGUUAGGUCUAGGCCCGUGUACGUUGUGCCCAUCAAGUUUUACAAAGUUCUUUUAUUGCACAUUUCGAGUUUUAUACACGUGUCUUGAGUGCAUGUCCUCAAGCUUCCAAAUAUUGUGUCAGGAGACUGGAGAGACGCAGCUUGUUUACAAAAGGGGAAGGGUUCUCACUAUUUACCAGGAUUUAUUUGGGACCAGGGCGAUCAGCAGUGGGGAAUUUAGCUAUUUGCACACAGAUUUCUAGAUUCUACUUUUGCUGCUAGUUUUGUGUAAUUUAUUAAGCAUUUUUUGAGAAAUAUUUAUUUUUAUAAGCCUCAAAGUGAUUCUUUGAAAGUUUCAAGUAACUUGACCAAAAGACAAUACCUAAACACUGGCACUUGAAUGUUGAAUGUCACCUGUAUGCGUGAAAAAUUUCUAUAUUUCGGGGUAGCGUGAGCUUUUUAAUGUUUCAGACAUAAUGGACUCGGUCAGUUUCCACAGCUGUUAAAGGCCUAACGGCACAUUGUCGCUAUGGAAUUACCAAUUGGCUUUCAAAAUUGGAAACAGGGAAAAAACAUGCCAAGGUUUGGAAUCAAAAGUCAUUAAAAAAGUUUAAAAAAAAAGAAAGAAAAAAAGUAUCAGUGCAAAAAGUGUCCAGAUUCUCCAAAUGUGUGCUUUUUUUCUGUCCAACAGAUUGACAUUUGUUCUGUUGACGUUUUGUUUCUGUCAAUGUCUGGCACAUGGCAACUUUCAACACGUGGUUGAUCUCUAUUGUAUUUACAUAUACGGUGACUCUGGUAUUAGUCCACUCAGGAGAAGCUGCAAGUGUCCACGCUAGCAAUAAGUCUUAAUGUGUAUCGGAAACACUGAAAUCACACCCCUUGCCCUUCAUUCAGAUGGAAAUAGGAGAAUAGUUUGCUCCCUGAGAGGACACCAGAGCUCCUUAGAUUUAGUAUUUGCUUUAUGUCAUAGCUUCUAGGCUCUGCACUGCAUGAGACAACUCGGCUGUGCGUUUAUUGUAUGAUUUUACCAAAAUAAAAGUUUCUGAUGCAAAUUCCUUACAAAUCAAGCAUGGUUUCUUAGGUGUUUGAUGUAGCUGAAAUUUGGUCAAACAUUGUAACGGCUGUUCUUAAUUUGAACUCAGUGGAGUUAUUUGACAUUUAGUUGAUGCCAGUUUGUUUACAAAUAGAAAAUUUCCUUCUUUA
Messenger RNA from Megalobrama amblycephala (Wuchang bream), 5513 nucleotides. RefSeq names its product DEAD-box helicase 3 X-linked a (gene ddx3xa). Bases 322 to 2760 code for a protein of 812 amino acids. Gene Ontology annotation, biological process: gamete generation; cell differentiation. Gene Ontology annotation, cellular component: nucleus; P granule. The record is from RefSeq and is a predicted model, not a curated record. NCBI's taxonomy places the organism in Eukaryota, Metazoa, Chordata, Actinopteri, Cypriniformes, Xenocyprididae. The transcript is spliced from 22 exons. Gene Ontology annotation, molecular function: ATP binding; RNA binding; RNA helicase activity.